This is a messenger RNA of Engraulis encrasicolus (European anchovy), 2027 nucleotides long. RefSeq names its product golgi integral membrane protein 4b (gene golim4b). NCBI's taxonomy places the organism in Eukaryota, Metazoa, Chordata, Actinopteri, Clupeiformes, Engraulidae. Gene Ontology annotation, cellular component: Golgi apparatus; Golgi membrane. The record is from RefSeq and is a predicted model, not a curated record. Bases 319 to 2013 code for a protein of 564 amino acids. The transcript has 14 exons.
AGCAUAGUCCUGUGACACGUAGCCUAUUAGAACAUUUGAACAGAGGAAUUUGUGUGCUUCUUCUCCUUGGCCUCAAAGAACCAAGCGAUUAUCGAGGGAUGGGCAGUGUGUUUCGUCAGUUUUUCUGCAACAUGUAGAAAGAAAGGAAGUCGAGGCAAAUCCAAGACACUACUUACGCCAUUGUUGCAGUAACGUUUGCAAACUAUGCAUUCCCUUUAGUUUAUUUACAAAGAAGGCAGAUGACAGCGAUAACAAUCACUUUGACACUUUGUGUCUGACCUCGGCGACCCACCCAAGACCAACUACAGUCGAUUGAGAAUGGGGAAAGGAGUAUGCUCCCGGAGGCAGAGGAAAAUAUUUCAGUCCUUUUUACUCAUUACGGUCAUAUGUGGAAGUAUGUACGCAUUUAUGAUAUCAUACGAGCUGCACAAGCAGCUAAAAAAGACGGAGGCGAUGGCUCUGAAGUACCAGCAACACCAGGAAUCGUUGUCGGCUCAACUUCAAGUGGUGUAUGAGCACAGGUCCAGGCUGGAGAAAUCACUGCAGAAGGAGAGGAUGGAGCACAAAAAGGCCAAAGAUGAUCAUCUUGUAUUGAAGCUUGAGUCUGAACAGUUACUGAACAAAGAAAAGCAAGAAUCAACCAACCGCCUCAGCGCUUUGCAGGCACAACAUCAGUUAUUAAAGAGUCAACACGAUGACUUGAAGAGGCAGUACUAUGAACUACAGGAACAGCAUCAAAACCAAGGGGAGACCCAUGAGCGAGCGUUGGACGAGCACAGAGAACAAAUUGACCAUCUCCAGCGCACUAAAGAGAUAGAGAUCUCCAGACUCAAAGAGAAUGUGUACAACCUGAAGGAGGAGAACCGGCAGCUGAGGAAAGCACAUCAGGAAAUCCGCACACAGCUACUGGAUGUGCGGCAACAACACACAAACUUAAGGACUGCAAAUGAUCAACUUAAAGUCACUGUAGAUGACAACAGGAAUGCACUCGCCGUGGCAAAGCUUCAGGUGGAGGAGCUGCAACGUCUCAAAGGAGACACCACCCACAGGGAUAGCGUGACUGUGGCACACAGCUACAGAGCAGAGAGGGCCCAGAGCAGUGCUCCAGAAGCAGCCAAGAUAAAGCCCAGCCCUCAUCCCCAGCCAGGGCACACCACCGCACAGGAACAAACUCCCAUAAUCAGUGAGAGGCAGAAGGUGGCCUCUGAAAUUUCUCAUCAUACAGAUGUGGUGGACGUUCAGCCUGACAUAAAACAGACAGAGGGACCAAAACAGGCCACGAUUGUUCCUGCAAAGGAAGAGGCAAAAGAGCCAAAGAUUUCAGAGCCCCGUGUAAAGACAAGUUUUCAGCACUGGCGUAGUCGGCUGGAGCACAAUGUGUUGGAUGGGGAUGCUGGCAAGGAGCUGCUAUACUCUCACGAGGAGGAGAAGAGGAGAGACGGUCCCGGCAGACAGAAGAGGCAGCCAGAGAUCUUAAAUCCAGACAUACUUCUUGACGACUUGCAUGUACACCGCAAGAGCAAAAAGGAGGCUGACGACAUUCACAUACCUGUUGAGGACCUGAAGGAUGAGGUGCUGAAUCCUGCUGGGGAUCCAAACAACCAAGGAGAGGAUGAAUUUGAAGUGGUAGGACAGCAGCCACAGCAGGUCAAGCUUGCACGACUGGAUGAGGUGGCCCACCGGCCAACCAGCAGCCACGAGAGAGUGGCACAGGAGGAACAGCUGGUGAUGGCAGGAAGCCCUAACCAGCAAGAGGAGAAUCUGGACGACCAGUACGAAGAGCCAGAGGAAGAGGCUGGGGAUGACAUUCUGGAGGAGAAACAGGAAAAAGAUGAAGACGGAGAAAAUGAAGAAGAUCCAUACAGUGAGGAAAAUGCAGAACAAGGGGCAUGGAAUGAAGACAUCCAAGAUAAAGAGCAUAAUAAUGAAGAAGAUUAUAAAGAGGAUGUGGAAAUAGUGGAGGACCCCGGAGGGCCUGGGGAAAUCCACACAAUCAGAAGAGCAGAGAUGUAAAACUGACUAAAUAA